Molecule: messenger RNA, 2536 nt
Organism: Moneuplotes crassus
Lineage: Eukaryota; Ciliophora; Spirotrichea; Euplotida; Euplotidae
Source: the annotation of a GenBank genome assembly
CUAAGUUUGGAAAUAUUAAAUAUGAUAAAGUUCAAUUGCCUAGGUGAAUCCCAAGAUGAUCUGGAAUGCUGUGUACUUCAAAUUGAUCACUCAAUCAAUGAAAAACCUAUCAGAAUCUUAUUCGGGUCAAUAUUGAAGCUAAGUAGCACUCUGAAUUAUCUUCCUGACCAUUUUAAUAUCCAGUCAGAUGGCGAGUUUUCAAACAAAAGAAGAAGAGUACCCUACCCAGAACCAAUUGUGAUGAAAGGAUGUGAAGACGAUGUCUAUAUUCAAAAACCAGAACAUGUAGAUGGUGUAGAAUAUAUUGAAGAGGAGGAAGAUAAAUAUGAACAAGAAGUUCCCUUUGGAAGAUAUGGAGAGGCUGACUUAAAAUAUUUAGAAAAAGGGCAAGAUUAUGUGACAGUCCAAGGUAAAAGCUACAUCAAAAGUCAUGUAAAAUUUGAUCAAAGAUCAAUUAAUAUCACUGAUAUCAAAGAUAUUGAUAUUGUGUUUGUGAGCAAUUACAAUAGCGUGUAUGCUCUCCCUUUCAUAUGUUCACAUCCAGAAUUUACUGGGAAAGUUCUGAUUACAGAACCUCUUCAUCAAAUUGGAAAAUUCUUAUGCACAGAACUCUAUGAAAUGUGUUCUCAAAAUCAAAAUCUUAACCAAGAAAGGAGCAAAAAUUUAGGAUCUUUCGUCAAAGAAAACAUUUCAAAGAAAGAAUAUUUAAAAGAAAGUGAACUCAACGACUUUUUCGAGGGUCUUAAGAUUGAACUAUGGGAGAAUAUUUACUCUUUAGAAGAUAUUGACAAAACUUUUGAUGAGGUGUGCUCGGUUUUACAUUUCAAUCAAGAAUUUGAAUCAGUUAACCCUCUUAAAAUUAUUCCAGUGUCAAGUGGACAUCACUUAGGAUCGUGCAAUUGGGUGAUUUACCAUAAAAUAUUCAAUCAAAAAAUUGGAAUCAUGCAGCAAUCAUGUGUGGAUAACAGCAAUAGAUAUCCUUUGAAAAUGAACAUUAGUUCUCUGCAAAACUGAGAUGUACUUUUCACUGGGAAUGUAGUGAACGAGCACUAUCUUCCUUCAAUUAAUGGAGAUGAUACUUAUUCGUAUACUGAAGCAUUACGUCAACUAAACGACAGCAUUAACGAGGCUAGCUUCAUGAGUAGCAAAGUACUGAUCCCAAUGAGCCCAUUUCUCUUUUUAGAAUUAUUAGACCUUCUCAAUCAGUCUAUUUCUCCGAAUAUUCUGGUGAGAAUAUUUUCAGGAUCAGCUGAAGCUAUAAAAGCCUUUUCAAAUUUAAAUCUUGAUUAUCUCAAUCAAAGGCUUCAAGAGAAAAUUCUUGAUAGCAAUGAUCCAUUUGAGUUUGAUAAAAUGAAACAAAAUUCUAAAUUUGAAAUAUUUACUGAUUUUGUUAGCUAUCAAAAAGCAAAGAAGAUUAACGAAGAUAGUCCUGAGCUUAUCCUUGCAACUCAUAGUAAUCUUCGAAUUGGAGACUCAGUCUUAUGGAUGUAUGUUAUGAAUAAAAAUCUUAAAAAUGAGAGUGGACAAUACAGAGUAAUUUUGACUGAUCCUCAAUACCAGACUGAUGAGGUAACCAGUUUAUAUGAAGGCAAUCAAACUAUUGAUAGUAUUGGAGUUUGUAAUAAUGAAAUUCCUAUUAAGAGAAUACCUGUUGACCCUAGUCCUACUUUUAAGCAAAUGAAUAAACUCCUUAGAAUAUUAAGACCAAAAGUGCUAGUUUGUCCAAAGAGAUACAUAAAGUCAGGAUCAUCAAGAGGAAGCAAUUGAAGUGAACUCUCAAGCUUAGGAGAAGAAUACAAAGGAGAAGAGGAAGAUUCACAAAACACCUCCUCUAUUGAUCUUCUCAAAGGAUGUUUGUUUAAAAUGUAUAAAGAAGGCGAAUCUCAUACAAUCGAUUUGGUAGAAGAAAGCCAUCUACUAUACGAAGGCUUUAUAAAAGACAAAUAAAAUCGAAGAUGUUCUUGAGGAAGCAAAAAUGAUUCAAGAUAAUAAUCAGUCCAUAUUGAGAAGUACUGUAAGAGUGAGUAUGGUUGACAACGAGAUUGACAUUACCAAAAUUGAUCCAAACCCAUCCUUAGGAAACAUCAUUAGAAAAUCGAAUGGGAUAAAAAUUUGGAACCAUGUCGAUAUUCCUUCUGAAGAAGAUGUCAUUAUGAAAUACAACCCUAUUGAGGAUCAAAGAAAAACAGAAAUGGAAAAAUUAAUAUCAGUUCUUAAUGAUAGGAAGGAAACAUAUAUUUAUAAAUUAAAGGAUCAAGGGUGAACUGUAAUUGAAAAAGAAAAUGAGCAUGAAAACAGUCAGCAAAUAGGCUUCGAUCUUCAAAUAACUUCAGAAAACAAAGAUAAAUCAGUUACUCUCAAAGGAAAAAUAUCUAAAGAUAUUGAAUCAGAAAUACCAGAUGAUGAAGACCAAAUCUUCCAAAAAUACCUUGAUAUUAGCUUAGAUGGAGACAGUGCAAAUUUAUUGAAGAAAGCAUCAAAAAUAAUGAUUGAAGUCUUUCAUUUAACAUAGUUGGGUCGAUUUAUAUUAUAUUUC